CAGCAGCCAACAUGGCGGGCGGAAGACGCGCCUGGACGCCGUCGCGGGCGCUGCGCCGCCCGUACUCAAGAUGGCUGCGAUCACCAUGCGGCUGCCGGUGGCCCGCAAGGCGGUGGGAGCGAGCGCGUCGUCCCGGGGCGGCGAGAAGCACCUGGUGGCACCGGGGGACACGAUCACCACGGACACGGGCUACAUGAGGGGCCACGGCACUUACGUGGACGAGGAGAAGCUCAUCGCCUCGGUGGCCGGCGCCGUGGAGAGGGUGAACAAGCUGGUGUGCGUCAAAGCGCUGAAAACCAGGUACAACGGUGAAGUCGGCGAUAUCGUGGUCGGGAGGAUCACGGAGGUUCAGCAGAAGCGAUGGAAAGUGGAAACCAAUUCCAGGCUAGAUUCAGUCUUGUUGCUGUCAUCUAUGAAUUUACCUGGUGGGGAACUGAGAAGGAGAUCAGCAGAAGAUGAGCUUGCGAUGAGGGACUACCUGCAGGAAGGCGACCUCAUCAGUGCAGAAGUCCAGUCUGUGUUUUCUGAUGGGGCUGUAUCACUGCACACCCGGAGUCUGAAAUACGGGAAGCUUGGCCAGGGUGUGCUUGUUCAGGUCUCGCCCUCCCUUGUGAAACGCCAGAAGACUCACUUCCACGACUUGCCGUGUGGUGCAUCCGUGAUCCUCGGCAACAACGGUUUCAUCUGGAUCUACCCAACUCCAGAGCAGAAAGAUGAAGAGGCAGGGGGCUUCACCACCAACCUGGAGCCGGUUCCCUUGUCUGAGCGGGAGGUGAUCUCACGGCUCAGAAACUGCAUUGUGGCUCUGGUUACUCAGAAGUUGAUGCUCUUUGACACCAGCAUCCUGUAUUGCUAUGAAGCAUCCCUUCCUCAUCAGAUCAAGGACAUUCUCAAACCGGAGGUGAUGGAGGAGAUUGUUCUGGAAACCCGACAGAGGUUGCUGGAUCUGGAGGGAUAGGACAUGCGGCCAGAUGCAGUCAUUUGAAGUCCCAGCACGGCAGCUUUUGAUUCUCAGUAUUUUAUUUUCCAGUGUUCUAGUCCCUAACAAUCAUUCCACACUUCAGAAACCACCAAAAUUCCUCAUUUUAACUCCUAGGAUACCUCCUGAGCCCUUUUAGUAGUAAAGUACAAUAGCCUUUAGUGCAGCAGCCUAUCUGACCUUCACGAAGAUGCAGGUGCAACUGGGACAUAUAUCAUAGCACUUGUUGCUGUGUCUAGUGCCCCUGGACUUUGUGCAGAAUGAUAGGAAGGGAUAUAUUUUUGUGAUGUUUCUCUCUUCCCCAAAGGCUUUCUAAAUUGUUUUGAUUUUCUUUUACUGUGAUAUAGAUCUGCCAGUCUGUUUUCUGACUGAGAGCUCUUGGUUUUUCUCUUUAAGACUGCAGAUCACAGGUACAAGUCUUUAGUGGACAGGAGUAUCCACACCCUUGCUAACCGUAUUUUGUGUCUGGCUGUUCAUGGCUUCUGUGUGUCAAGGGUAUGAGAUUGGAUGUGGCACGAUGUGGCUGUCCAUGUGAGCCAGGAGCCAUGGGUGAGCAGUGCCGUCUCAGUCUCUGUGCAUCCUGCCGGUCCCUUUUUUACGUCUGAUGUGGUGAGCUCCUCUGAGGAGGCUCCAGUGUUGUUUUCUAUUAAAGAUUUUACAUUUCAAUAAAUUUUUUUGAAACGGAUCAGUCAUUCAGGAGUGUGUGCAUUAGCUUGUCUUUCUCCAGAAUGAAUUGGGUCUAGCUUGAGAGGUAUGGUUGGCUCAAGUUUCCUUGUGCCAGCACACUCAGAAUGGUCGCAAUGUCCCGUUAUCUCCUCUUCAGCUGUUGCUUCUCAUCCCAUUCAAGCAGGACUUGACCUGCCUCUUCACCGUAUCUUCUGUGCAGAGUUCCUCUGUAAGUAGAUUGCCUGGCAUUGUUCACCGUGGCGCUCUCAACAUUGCUUCCCUGCAGCAUCCCACGGAGAGGUGAGUCGUGCAGUGGCUGUGUCUGGGGGAUGGCAGGGAGCCCAGUAUGACACUGGUGAAGAUCCUCAGGCCAGUGGUUAGAGAUGGGCAUGCAGAGCCAAACGUUGGCAGUCUUCUGUACGGAAUGGAUGUCAUGCUUUCCUUAGAGCAUCCUCUCAGAUCUUUGGUGCUAUAUUAGAGCUAUUUGUAUUAUAUAUGUAUUGUGUAUAUAUAUUGCAUUUGUAUUGUAUUAGAGCUGCUUGCACCACAGUGCAGUAGUUCUUAAAAAGGAUGAAAAAGCAAAAUAUCUGACCUAAUUGUCCCUGAAUCUAAUUCUAAUGUUACAAAUUCUCGUGCUUGCCCCAGGCAAAAGGAAAAAAUCUUUGCUCAAUCUUUUCCCGGGAACUAGAAACACCCUUUGUCGCUUCUCACCUAGUUCAGUCUGCUCUGCCUGCAGUCCAGAGUAAGCACUAGGUGGCAGCUUCGGAUCGUGUGUGUGGUAUUUGCCUUCCCCAGCAGCUCUGCCUCAUUGCCCUGCCAAAUAGCAAAGGCUGGAUGUCUGCCACCAGCGCUGCUGCCUAAAUACUAGAGCGUUACGGAGCUCAGGGGCUAAGGACAAGCAAGGACAUGGGUAAUCCAUUCUGCUGCUGCACAACUCAGACUUCUGCUCGUGCUGCCUCUGUAAAAUAGUACUUAACUUCUUGGGGAUAUCGGUGGAAUGUUCCACACAAGACCUGGGAAUUGUUAUUUUUGAGUUUUAUGAGGUUUCUCAAUCACAUCCUCAAGAUGACUUCGGAAAUUUGAAAACUAAAGCUUGAUGGUGACACUUUCAGGUCUGCGCAUGAGGCUGGUAGCGACUUUAUCCACAUUUGCAUGGACAGGAACAGUGCAAAAAGGGUAAAUGCUUUAGCAGCCUUUGCAUCUUUUAAUUAUAAAAGUACCUCUUAUACCUCUUUUUUCCCUAUCCAAUUGCUGUAGUUUAGCAGCUCUUUAUCUUAUUACCAUCUGGGGAGAUUCAGGGAUUUCUGCUGUGAGCCUUCUAGGUAUAAGCAGAUUGGGGAUAUACAAGUAAUGAGAUAAAGUAUGUGAUGUUCCCUUUUUUUAAAGUAUUUUUGAAGGCUGAUGGAGAGGUCUGUAGUUAAUCCAGUAGAUCUCUCUGCAUCUCUGCCACUUAAAUUUAACAACUCUGUGUCAGUUAAAGGGCAAAGGAGUGAAGAGACUGUACUUCACUACCACCUAGAGAGACUUGAUAUCUGGAAAUUCUGCUGAACUGGUACAUGAAUGCAAAAUGCUUCUCAAGCAGCUGCUCUGCAGGCAUCUAACAGGUCAGAACGGGGUUGGGGGCAUUAUGAGGCUCUUGAAAGUGCUGUUGGGGAUGUGGUGGAAACGUGCUGAGGCAGUGUGGUUAAUUUAGAGUUGGAUCAUGCUCGUGGGUACCGAGCAUGAGCUGUCAGACCUGCAAGGUGAGACAGUGCCAGGUUCUUACAACACAGAUCUCGGGGAAAGGGUGCUGGUGUCCCUGCAGCAGGCUGUGUGGCAGGCUGUGUGGGCUGCACAGCUGUGGUGUUACAUUUUACAUUUUUUUUUCUUAUUCCUCUCUUUUUUUUGUUGUUCUUUUUUUACCUCUACAUAUCAGUCUUUAAAACUGUGGCCUAUUUCCAGGCUUCUUAUGCUAGCCCUCUCCCCAUUGUGAACCUUUUUUGGUUAUUUAUACUCAUUUAUUGAGUAUACAACCUGAAAAACAAUCAGCUCAAGAUCUGGACUGCUUCAGCUCUGAGGUUUCUGUUUUCUCCUGCUCACUGCAGCAUUCUUGAUAUUUUGGCCUUGGGGAUGUAUGAAAUGGGGGAGAGUAUGUGACUUAUCCAGUUCCCAUGCUCUUGAAUACCUGGCACUUUUGUUUUUAAGCCUGAUACCAAGAGCACCAGCUGGUAAGGUUUGGUUACGGAUCUUUUCCAAUGUGUGGGGCAACUGAAGGUCCCAGUAUUUUCCUCCCUGGCCACGAGGGGUCAUUGCCGUUCUUUGCAAAUUCAGCACAGUGCCAAGCCCGGACGUAAAUUCUGUAAGAAGGCUUCAGCGCGGGAUUUGCUGACAGCUCCUGCAAACCCAUCAAGCACAGCUUUGCAAGCCAUCAGGUAACAAGAGACCAGAGUGACAAACUUGCUGGGGGAGGGAGAUGCUUCCUGAGCAGUUUCAGUGAUUCCUAAGAAAGGUACCAGGCCAGUGGCCGUUUACUGUUGAUUUGGCUGAAUCCCUGUGACUUUUCACUCUCUUGACAAAUGUUGAGGGCCACCAGUGCUCAUCCAUCUUGAAAGCAACUGGAUGUGCUGCUGGGGCUCAUGAUUCCCAUAUGGAGAGGCUUCAAGUAUCACUGUUCAGUCAGGACCCACAAUGUGGCAAAUGACUUUUUCGCCAUGCCCAGCAGAGAUGAGUGAGGAGUCAGAUGGGGUCUGGGGGAGGCUCUGGCAUCUCAGGUAGGUGAGGGAGCCAGAGGCCCCUUUUUCUGUGGGCAGGUCUGCACAGGAGUAUGGGCAGGCUAUAUAAAAAAAUGCCUUUCAAAUGGGAAGUGCUGGAGAUGUAAAGGAGGACUCCAGCAAAAGUAGUGUCGUCUUUAAUUCUUGAAAUAGUCUGUGGGAUUUUGCUAGGCAACUUCUAAGCGGGAAGGGUGAAAAGGAAAAACUGUGGCUUCUCUGGUUUAAGAACAAAACCAUAGUCGACAGCAGGGUGGGAAAAACCUAGUAAGUGUUCCUUUUUAUGAGGAACUAAAAUGCCCAUGCAGCCAUUAAAACAGCUUAGACCAAUCUGAUUUUCUUUGGUCACCAGUGUCUGACAGUGUGGAGCCUGUUUGUAAACCAGCUGUAGCACCUGCCUGUGCUGCUCACUCCAGGGUUAAUACAUGGCAGACACGUGCUUGAAAGUGGAGCUAGUAAAUAGUUUCCUUGCUGGUGAGUGCUGCCUGCAGAAAUGAGAACACAAAAUCACUCAUCUGUAGAAAAAAAAUUUCUGUUUCUUGGUGGCAGUGUUUGAUUCAUUUACUAACAUGAAGAAUGGCAACCCCUCCCUUUACUCCCAGUAAUAACCACUGUGAUAUUAAAUUUGUGCUAAUGGGUUAUUAAUCCAAUUACUGCUGCUUAUUAUGUUACUUCUGUAUCAUCUGCGUGUAGUUUUGCUGUUCAGUUGAGGUGAAUGGUAUAAAUACAAAGCUUUGAGCAGACCCUAGAAGAUAGUGAAACCCCACCGAGAUUAUAGGCAGUCUUGAAACAGUUGUCUCAGGUUCCUGAGGACUGCUAAUUAAUAUGCUAAGGUUUAUUAUUUGGUAAAGAGGUUGAAGCUUUAAGAUACUGUAAUGGAGGAAACAUCACUGCAGCUGUUGGGUGUAACAACCCACAGUUAACUGAAGGUAAACAGAAAAAGUAUUGAAGUUUCUUUUAUGAAAUAUGUGGGAUGUACACAGGCCACACAUAAGGCUCAAUUGAAAGAAACAGUCUAGAUUUUUUAUUUUAUUCUGCCUUCACACAAUCUUUCUGUCUCCUCUAAUAAUUUUUGAACCCACUGGGCAACUUCAAGUUUGUUAACGUGAGACAAUUAUGUUCACAAAAACUGGCAGCAGGGUAGGGGACAGAAAAUACAAGGAAGGAAAAGAGGGCAUAUAUCUUGCUCUGGUAUCUGGGAGUGACCAGCUGGCCCAUCUGCCUGUGGAUAGCCCCAGAUUAACUGCAGCACUGCUCUGGGAAAUGCUUUUGGAGCAACUGCUGAGUGGAAGGAGGUUGGGGACAAGCAAAGAACCCGCCCCGCUUUGCUGCUUAUGAUUGCAAAGCAUCAGAAGGAACACCUGACUAUUGACCUAAAUGAUAAAUUCACCUAGUCUGUUAAAUAAAAAAUAAGUAUGUUCAUCUGUGUAGAUCUCGGGUGAGGCAGGGAGACGCGUGUAUACAGCCUGUAUUGUCCAGAACACAAGUCCUGCUUAUUUGCAAUUACCUUUGUGUAUUUUGGUCAAGGUGGUCUGAGUAUCAUGGACCUGUGGUGGUAGUCUGGUAGGAAGGAUUAUCCAGGAUGCUCCAAUCAGACCCAGAAGGGAAUAACAUUUCCAGUAAAGGAUGGUUGGUAUUGGGUUUUGUAACAAAUUUCUCUCAAGCUGCUUGCCCUGUGUUGACAGACAGCUUUGUUUCCUCAGUUUCUUUCAAUCCAUGGGGGCUGAGCAGGGGGUUAGAUCAUAGCAGUGAGAAGCUGAGCUCCAUUACCGAGAUAAACUGGAGAAAUUCUGCUGAGUUGGAGAGAUGUGACCCUGGAUUUGUCUCAGCAUGAUGUACCAGAAUUUCUCUCUCCCGCGUGUAGCACAAACAGCCUCAGUAUCUGCAAUUUGAGUCACUAAUAGAGAAAUGCAAUAGAAAUGGUUGGGAAUCAGUCUCCUGGCUAAGAAUUAGUGAUGUAGGAGCAAACUGGCACAGCAGAGGUGGAAGAUCCCAUCAGGCCAUAUGAAGUGCUACAUUUCAGAUGCUAUUGUUGGAAGAUGAAAAAUACAUGUCUGCCAGGGACCUUGAAUAUGGCGUAGGAGACACGGAGUAUGUUUGGAUUUGUCACAAGGGAGGAGCCGGUAUAAACAAGCCGCUCUGUGUCCAGAUGGUUACCCUGAGCAGGAGGCUACUGCACAAAAUUGCAUUUCUGUGUUCUCCCGCUGUCGAGUGGGAGCAGCCACAGACCUUUGACCAAAACACUCUGACCUCAAGCUGCUACCUCAACCCUCUGCUAUUCCCAAGGUGAACUGGAGAACAUAUGAGAAACUAAAUAUCUUCAGCAUCACCGUCUGUGCUCUUUAGCUCAGGGAACAUCGUGCUGUACAUCUAAGGGUACCACAGUGAAGGCUGAAGAAUUUGGGGGUUUAAUCUUUGUACCGCAUGGUACACAGAAGUAGAUCAAUAAAAUGCUUG
Messenger RNA from Grus americana (Whooping crane), 6849 nucleotides. It is a transcript of the gene EXOSC2, whose product is annotated as exosome component 2. The transcript is spliced from 9 exons. Lineage: Eukaryota; Metazoa; Chordata; Aves; Gruiformes; Gruidae. The record is from RefSeq and is a predicted model, not a curated record. Gene Ontology annotation, biological process: poly(A)-dependent snoRNA 3'-end processing; CUT catabolic process; exonucleolytic trimming to generate mature 3'-end of 5.8S rRNA from tricistronic rRNA transcript (SSU-rRNA, 5.8S rRNA, LSU-rRNA). Gene Ontology annotation, cellular component: cytoplasmic exosome (RNase complex); nuclear exosome (RNase complex). Gene Ontology annotation, molecular function: RNA binding. Bases 71 to 958 code for a protein of 295 amino acids.